Molecule: messenger RNA, 1222 nt
Organism: Dunckerocampus dactyliophorus (ringed pipefish)
Lineage: Eukaryota; Metazoa; Chordata; Actinopteri; Syngnathiformes; Syngnathidae
Product: C-type lectin domain family 10 member A-like
Exons: 8
Coding region: 1-789 (262 amino acids)
Source: RefSeq, a predicted model, not a curated record
AUGCAAAAGACGGUCAACAUUCUGGGCAAGAAGCCGCAGAAGGCGUUUGUGCUACUGGCGUGCACCAUCCUCUCGACCUUUUUCAUUGGACUUAUGUUCAUCUUCAUCAUGGCAUUGGUACAGCCUAACCUAACAACACAUGCGAAGAAGCUCGAUGAAGAACCAGUAAACACCAUUGAGGAAGUACGAGAGUCUUACCCAGAAAAUGUCCUCCUGCAGGCUGUGACAGCCAACAUCGUCAAGCUGGGCAAAGAUUUUAAGGAUCUGAAAGCACUCGUUGAUGUGCUGGUGGCAGACGCCCCAGAAGAAAUAAAACAACAGCGUUACCCAGAAAAACUCCUCCAGCAGCUGAUGAAGGACAAUGAGAAUCUGACAGACCGUGUGAAUAAGCUGGAGAAGCUGGAGAAGGACAAUCUGGCUCGUUGGCGCAAAGCAGGUGUUUGCCCUCUGGAACGGCGUAAACAUGGGGAUAGGUGUUUCCUGUAUGUUGAAACAGCAAAGACUUGGCGUGAUGCUGAGGACCACUGUCUUUCCUUGGGCAGCCACUUGGCCACCGUUCCCGACCACACCGUGUUCGACUUCUUCAAGGGCUUCGCUCAUAGCCACACUUGGGUUGGGGCCUAUGAUCCUGACAAGAAAGAUGCUUGGCAAUGGAUUGAUUUUCGAAUUCUGAAAACAUUCCAUGGGCAAGCAGCCAGCCCAAUGACAAUACGUUCAUUUAUCCUGACGAAUACUGUGUGUCGAUACCUUUUCCCAAUCAUGCUGAUCCUAAUGGACUCCAUGAUUUGAGAUGUGGUUGGAAACAACCAUUUCUUUGUCAGAUUUGAUGGUGAUUGUCUCUGAUGUGUGAUCUGACUGCUCCUAUGUCCUGGACUUGAGCGCUGACAGAUGUUGCCACUCUGCUUUCAAUUCAGAUGCUUUAAUUAAUCAUAAUCAGCAUUCAUAUGAUCCCAAACAAAAUGAACAUGACACCAAUGUACCAUCCAAUCGGUUUCUUUACUGCCACAAUUUUCCAAAAUCAUUGAAAAAUUAAGCAACUGGUUAGAAAAGCAAAUUACUUUCAGAGAGCCAAAAUACCUGGAUGCCAUUAAUUGAAAAACUGAGGAAAUUACCUAAAUCAUACUUUGGAAAGUGCUUUACAUUUCAAAUGGCACCCUCUGAAGAGCACUGGGAAAAUAAAAACAAUACAACAUAAAAAGAGAAACACUGAUUAAAAUAUAUU